Molecule: messenger RNA, 2132 nt
Organism: Hipposideros armiger (great roundleaf bat)
Lineage: Eukaryota; Metazoa; Chordata; Mammalia; Chiroptera; Hipposideridae
Gene: ZCCHC10
Product: zinc finger CCHC-type containing 10
Exons: 4
Coding region: 41-553 (170 amino acids)
Molecular function (GO): nucleic acid binding; zinc ion binding
Source: RefSeq, a predicted model, not a curated record
UUUCCCAAAACCCAGCGCGGCGGGCCUCAGCCGCGCUAAGAUGGCGACUCCCAUGCAUCGGCUCAUAGCCCGGAGACAAGCUGAAGCAAAUAAGCAGCAUGUAAGAUGUCAGAAAUGCUUGGAAUUUGGGCACUGGACUUAUGAAUGCACAGGAAAAAGAAAAUACCUACACAGGCCUUCAAGAACAGCAGAACUAAAGAAAGCUUUAAAAGAAAAAGAAAACAGAUUAUUAUUACAACAAAGCGUUGGAGAAACUAAUGUAGAAAAAAAGACCAAGAAAAAAAGGUCUAAGAGUGUAACCAGUUCCAGUAGCGAUAGCAGUGACAGUUCAGCCAGUGAUUCUUCAUCAGAGAGUGAAGAAACGUCUACCUCAUCUUCCUCAGAGGAUAGUGACACUGAUGAAAGCUCCUCCAGUUCAUCGUCUUCUGCCUCCUCCACAAGCUCUUCCUCGUCCUCUGAUUCAGACUCAGAUUCCAGCUCUUCCAGCAGCAGCAGCAGCAGCACAGAUAGCAGCUCUGAGGAUGAACCACCAAAGAAGAAGAAAAAGAAAUAGAAUUGCUCCAUCCUUAUUGGACUGAUGGAUUGAAAACUAUCUGAUUCUCAAAAGGGAAUUUAGACUAUGUUAAAGCCAAAUAGGUUUACUGGCCAAAAUUUCUAGAGCUCAAAAGUUUAUAAAUGUUUUACAUUUCAGAGCAUAAAAGGCAUUAAUAAUAAUAGAAUAUGUAUACUUUUUUAUUUUAAGGAUGAAUCUUGUUUUUCUUUUUUAUCUUUAAAAUAUAUCUCUAAAACUUAAAGCUGAGAUCCAGUAAAUCUGUUUUUGUGACAAAACUUAUCUUUUCUUCCUGUGAAAUGAAUGCUAUACUUUGUUAUAUAUUAGUGUUAUGUAUCAGACAUGUUUUCAGGAUAAUGCAUCAGAGUAUCUGGCAGUGUUUUUUCUAAUGCUUUUGGCCGUGUGUCAUGUCAGAUUUAAUACAUCGUUGCUAUAAGCUUACGACUAUUCCUAAUGUUAAUAAAUGUGCUCUAUUUUUAUGUUUAUGUUGAGAAAGUUAUUUGGACUUUUUUGUCCUAAUUGAAAAGUUCAAGGAACCUAUUAAUAUAUUUAUACCUUUUGGAUGGCCCAAGUUUCAAGUUACUGUGUUGUAUCAUUCAUUUUCUUCUUAAGAGUUACACUUUUCUGAGGAAAAUCAUUCUAAAGGAAUUUGAAAAGAAACAAAAAUUCUGAAACUACUGGGGAAUCUAAUCUUGGUGCCUUUUGAUAAAUUUAGUGUCUCAGAAACGAAAGCAGUCAUUUAAAACGCUCACAAGUAAAAGUGAUAGGAAUAUCUUUCUGUGUUAAUAUGCUUUAAAAGGUACCAUUCAAAGUGGAAAAGAAGGUAGGAGAAAGAGGUAGUUUUUAUUACCUCUUAUUACAGCCAUGUUGUUUACCUUUUACUAAGAUUUUUUAAGCUUUCAUAAAGAUUGCCUUUUACCAUUUUCGCAAUUGCGAAUGACAGUUUAUGUGGUAACUGGUCAUAUACGACAGUCUACUGCAUAAAUAUGAAUGACUUGGAUUAAUUUGGUGUGUUUACAUAGCAUAUACACAGUUGAAAUCUAGCAUGAAAGGUUAAAAAAUACUGCAUAAUGUUUCUUAAAAGUAAAAUACCCUGCCGUAGUGAGGUUAUUUGGUUUAAAAUCACAUUAUUCUGUGAUGGCUUUUAAACUUUUUGAAAAGAGGUAUUAUUUGUAGAAAAAUCUUGAUUUGGGUUAAACAUAGGUUUUUGAGACUAUGAAUGUUGUCUUUUUUAUAUUUCUACGAACAAGUGGUAGAAAAUUACUUUUAAAUAAAAUGGGCUUCUAUUUAAAUGUUGAAAUACAUGUAUGUUGUGAGUUUAAGGAGGCUGUAAUUACUUGAAGGUUUACAGAACCACCUCCGUUCAGUGAUUGUAAACAAACUCUCAAAACAUCUUUUCAAAGGCUCCAUACAAAAUGUAUCGAAUGACAGGAAAAUUUAAUAAAUUACUAAUUAAACAUAUUUUACGAGGUUUGAGGUCUCCAUAAGGGCAAUUUUAGCAGUUAAAGAACUUGGAAAAGAAGAAAAAUGUGUAUGUAGGUUGCAUCACUUGCAAUUAAAUAAAACUUAUCAUUUGUGCUCA